CGGGGCCUGGGGCUGCAGAGCGGCGGCGCCAUGAGCUCCAUCGGCACCGGGUAUGACCUGUCGGCUUCCACGUUCUCUCCAGAUGGCAGAGUGUUUCAAGUGGAAUAUGCUAUGAAAGCUGUGGAGAACAGUAGUACAGCAAUUGGGAUAAGGUGUAAAGAUGGAGUUGUCUUUGGAGUAGAAAAACUAGUUCUGUCCAAGCUUUAUGAAGAGGGUUCCAAUAAGCGUCUCUUCAAUGUYGAUCGACAUGUUGGAAUGGCGGUAGCAGGACUCCUGGCAGAUGCUCGCUCCUUGGCAGACAUUGCUAGAGAGGAGGCUUCUAACUUUAGGUCCAACUAUGGCUAUGAUAUCCCACUGAAGCAUCUUGCAGACAGAGUGGCCAUGUAUGUGCAUGCAUACACGCUAUACAGUGCUGUCAGGCCUUUUGGUUGCAGUUUUAUGUUGGGGUCUUACGAUAAGGAUGAUGGUGCACAACUGUACAUGAUUGAUCCAUCAGGUGUUUCAUACGGUUACUGGGGCUGUGCUAUUGGUAAAGCCAGGCAGGCUGCAAAAACAGAAAUUGAAAAACUUCAGAUGAAGGAAAUGACCUGUCGUGAUGUUGUUAAAGAGGUUGCAAAAAUAAUCUACAUAGUUCAUGAUGAAGUAAAGGAUAAAGCCUUUGAAUUGGAGCUCAGCUGGGUUGGAGAAAUAACCAAUGGAAAACAUGAAAUUGUUCCCAAAGAUAUCAGGGAAGAAGCAGAAAAAUAUGCCAAGGAAUCUUUGAAAGAGGAGGAUGAAUCAGAUGAUGACAAUAUGUAACAUAUUGUUACAUCAAGACAAGUUCAACUUUUCUUAACUUAGUACAGGUUUGUUUAUAAUGUAUUAACCAUGGAAUGCCAUUAUGUACUUGCUGGAAGAUACUGACCAACUUGCACUAAUAAAUUUUCCAUUUAACUCUCUGUUAACUUUUACUUCAAAGUAGCAUAGAUUGAUAUUACUCAGAAGCAACUGUACCACAAGUUAGUUGAUCUGUAUCAAAAUGGAAGAAAAAUUUUGUUUGAGACUGGUGGCAGUGAAAAAAUAGUCUGCCUAGGAUUGACAAGUUAGUCAUUCUCUCAUAUUCCAUAGUUUAAAAAAUAGCACUUGACUACUCCCUGCAUAACCUGUAUUGUGACUUGCCAUUCAGACAGCCAAAACCUACCUCUGGCAGCUCAGGGUGGGGAAAAAUGAGAACAUAGCUCUGUAGAAGAGCUGGUUACAGCUGGCAUGGGCAGUGUUCAGGAAAAGGAAUUUUGUUCUGGUGUAAUUUUUGAUCUGCUCUAGGCUUAAACCUAGGAUUUUCUGAAGAAUAGAAGAAACAAAAACUUCAAGUCAGGUUAAAAAUAGUAUUUUUGAGCCCUAAAGAUUUCAGAUUAAAUUAAAUAACUUGGAAUUAAUGCUUGAAGGGCUAAACCAGUCUCAAGAGCUAAACCAACRUUAAUUAAGAGCAGAGCCAAGAUGCUCUCCCACAGAAGCAGGGCUUGGCUCCUGCCUCUAAAAUUAAAAUUAGCUUCUAUUGUUGGUCUGAAAAUUGUUGACUUUGCUUUACAGUGAAACGUGACAAAGCAUCACAAGGUCAAGAACUGUGUUCUCAGCAGGGGGAAGAUUUCUGAGUCAGAGAUUUGAGCAAGAGAUGAUGCUGACUUUUGCAUCUGUGAUUACAUCUGCCCAAAGCACUGGAAAAGUUUAAAUUUGAAAAUAUCAGAAAAACAGUUAGAUUCAUACAAGACACCACCUUUUUGCUUCAGUUUUCAAGUAGUCUACGGAGUCCAGACUCUGGCCAUUUAUGGGAAUACAGAAUAGGGCAGAACAUUAAAUACUCACUUGGAAUGCAUAGCUGUAGCACUUGCCARGUUGAAGCACACAACUUCAGAGUUUUAAUACCAUACACUAUUGCUCCAGACCCAAACCAUGUGUUUAGAAGAGCAUCAGAAAAAAAAAAAGAUUCCUCAACCACCUUGUUUCUUAGCUAAAAAAAUCCUUCUACCAAAAGAUACGUGUUGGGAGUGCACAGAUCCARUAAUGAGCUAAGUAGAAUGUAUGCCAAGAUGCUUCUUGUCCUUAAGUCUCACACGUCACCUUACUAUUACUUAUUCUUCCUCUGAUGAAUCAUUACUCUGAUAUUUAAUAGGAGUGGGCAUGACUAAAUAAUUAUAACAACAGGAAGCAUGACAGCAAGUCCACACACAGAAGCUUUGCUCAAGAAAUUAAAAGAGGAACACAGGUGAACUCUGCAGGAGCAAAAAUACAUUCACUAGUAUCUAGUUUACAUUCUCGUGUAUGAAUGCACCACAAAAGAUUUCAGAGUAUGCAUUGGGACUUACACUGUUUAAAAAAAUCAUGUUAGGACUGCAGCAGUGGAAUCAAUUUCCAUUAUUUGUACUGCUUUUACACAGCCUUGAAAACUAGUAUUUCAGAUGGUAUCUUAUUCACAAGUGACUAAUACUGCUGAUGAAGCUAGGGUAAGAUUGUGCUAUUUGGAAAGAUGCAAGUAUUAUCCAUACUAAACAGGUUUCUGGCAGGGUAGCUGUACGUAAGGAUUUCCCCAAAUAAAUGUGCAUAUAACUUAUCUGUAUUUGGUGAUGACUCUCAGAAGGGAAAUAUUUCAAACAAUGUCUCAUGUAGAUGUGACAUCUACAUAUGCCAAACAUAAGUCAUUUGUUAUUUCUUUACCCCACCAAAAGUAACUACCUAGCUUAAGGUUAAAACUUCACCCACUUGAUGCAUAGCUGUGCGUAUAGACAUAUCAAYGUCUGAGAUGCUCUCUGGCUCUGUAGCCUAGGUCACCUGAAAAGCAGCAGCUUUAAGCUAAAACUAUAACCAUGAAAACAAACAGUAAAUACAGCUGAUAAAUGGGUAAGAUGUAUAGCUGAAAGUCAAGAUAAUUAUUACCUUUUUAAAAAGUGCAAAGUUUCAGGAUCCUAAAGAGAACAAGAAGACAUUAGUUUUCAGAGAAAUUUUGAAACAGUGCUAAAAGAUAACUCUUCUCCCCCCCCCCACCUUCCUUCAAUCCCAUCUGUCUGUAAGACAAAAGACAGGACUAGUUUUUCUUUCUCCACCCAUCAGUUUUUCAAGUUACAGGUAGCAAAGGAAGUUGCUUUCACUUCAGUCCUGAGGGCUAUUUUGAGACACCAACUCCUUUUAACUUAAAGCUCUUGCUACCUAUUACUUCCAAUUAUACAAAGAAGCAGAAAACAGGUUGUAGAAGAGUUAAGGGUGUAAUGUUACUGUCUCUCCAAUAAAUACUCUGGAAUUUGAGAGCAUGGAAUCUACAACCAAGCUCCAAAGUCUGCCAUUUGAAGAUGUGCUAAACAACCACCAUGCAGUGUUCCUUGGCCUACAGUACACUGCUAUUAAAGGACUCUGAAACAGUUGUUUAAAAAUGGUUCCUA
Molecule: messenger RNA, 3410 nt
Organism: Nothoprocta perdicaria
Lineage: Eukaryota; Metazoa; Chordata; Aves; Tinamiformes; Tinamidae
Gene: PSMA3
Product: proteasome subunit alpha 3
Exons: 11
Coding region: 31-798 (255 amino acids)
Biological process (GO): ubiquitin-dependent protein catabolic process
Cellular component (GO): synapse; proteasome core complex, alpha-subunit complex; proteasome core complex
Source: RefSeq, a predicted model, not a curated record